Messenger RNA from Astyanax mexicanus (Mexican tetra), 3789 nucleotides. It is a transcript of the gene znf362a, whose product is annotated as zinc finger protein 362a. The transcript is spliced from 9 exons. Lineage: Eukaryota; Metazoa; Chordata; Actinopteri; Characiformes; Acestrorhamphidae. Gene Ontology annotation, biological process: regulation of transcription by RNA polymerase II. The coding region runs from base 1108 to 2454 and encodes 448 amino acids. The record is from RefSeq and is a predicted model, not a curated record. Gene Ontology annotation, cellular component: nucleus. Gene Ontology annotation, molecular function: RNA polymerase II cis-regulatory region sequence-specific DNA binding; DNA-binding transcription factor activity, RNA polymerase II-specific.
ACACACACACACACACACACACACACCGCUGCUGUGUUGUGCGGUAUGAUUGUUGUAGGAAGUCUCGUUUUUUUUCCCUCUCUUUUUUCAGUGUUAGAGCCGGGCUAUUCAAACCUGCAGCUCUAAGUAAACAAUGCAGAUCUCUCUCUGUUUCUCCCUGUGUUUCUCUGUGUUUCUGCUACAUUGUUCCCAGAGCGCUGUAGCUCAGCCCCGUCCUCCUGCAGAAAUAUGGCGCCUUCUCCUUAUAAAAUAACACAGGCUGCCAUUUUUGUUUUCCUUUUGUCUGAAUUUUUUAAUAAAACUGUCUGAGAAUGUGGGAGAGGCUUCAGCCAGCCGAGAGAGAGAGAGAGAGAGAGAGAGAGAGAGAGAGAGAGGGGCCAAGAGAGGGAGAAAUAGAGAGGAAGAAACAGAGAGAGAGAGAGAGGGAGAAAUAGAGAGGGAGAAACAGAGAGAGAGAGAGAGAGAAACAGAGAGGGAUAAACAGAGAGAGAGAUAGACAGAGGGGGCUAAAAGAGAGAGAAAGAGAAAUAGAGAGAGUGAGAAACAGAAAGAGAGAGAGAGAGAGAGAGAGAGAAAGAAAGAUAGAAGAGGUGAGAAAAAAACAGUAAUAGUCAUAAAAAGAGAAAGUAAAAAACAGAGAUAGUGGAAGAAAGAAAAAUAGAAAAAGAGAGAGAGAGCAAAGAGAAAACAGAGUAAGAGAAGAGAGAGGGAGAGAGAAACAGAGAGUAAGAGUAGGAAAAAGACAAGGAGAAAGAGAAACAGUAAUAGAGCAAGCGAGAGAGAGAAACAGAGUAAUAGAGAGGGAUGGAGAAAUAGAGGGAGAGAUAGAGUAAGAGGGUAAAAGUGAGAGAGGGAGAAAGUGUGAAAGAUACAACGAGAGUGUAAGAGAAACACAGGAACGCAGACAGAGAAAGAGAAUAUAAAAGAGGAGAGAGACAUAAACAGAGAAAGAGAGAGAGAAAGCUACGUGGCUAUUUUUGCCUGUUGGUUCUGGAUCAGUAAACGCUCCAUUGUUUUAUAGCGAGUUCUCACCUUUUAAAAACAGAAAACGAAACGCCUUUCAUCGGGCAUGGCUUCAAAGGGCGCCGCGAGAAUAAAAGAAAAAACAUGGCUGAGCCACGUUUUAAUAACCCAUACUUUUGGCCUCCACCUCCUACGAUGCCUGGCCAGCUGGAUAAUCUUGUCCUAAUCAACAAGAUCAAAGAGCAGCUGAUGGCGGAGAAGAUCAGACCUCCACACCUGCCUUCGACUUCAGUCCCUUCCCAGCAGCCCCUGCUUGUGCCCCCCACGCCUUCAGAAGGUGGUCAGCACAGCAUGCCCAAGCUGCAGCAGAUGCCAGGCCUCCAUCCUCACAGCCCAACACAGCCCGACAUCGCCCUGCACGCCCGGCCUGCCUCCAGCACCGUCGCAGGACGUAUUCUUGGUGACGUGAACUUGAAUCUGGAUGAUAAGACGGCUAUAAAAGCACGAGGCCUGUGGGAGGACUGGCAUUUACGGCAGAUUAUAGACCAACCAUCUAGAGCGAACCAUCUGUCAGGUAUAGCGCUGGCGUCUCGUAGUGGAAACAGUAACACAUCAGAGGUCGUGACCCCCUCCACCCCCACAUCCAGCAGCAGCCAGGUGAGGCACGGUGCAGCUCCUUCCUCAAACCUCCUCUCAGGUUUGGCCUGCAAUCCAGGGAUGGACGCCAUCAAAACCAGUGGUGGACUGGCGGGACUGCUGGGACCUGCGCCUAAAGGUAUGGGACGGGGACGCAAAAAGAUCAAAGCAGAAAAUACCUCUGGACCUCUGUUAGUGGUGCCCUACCCGAUCCUGGCCUCAGGAGCUGACCAAUCAACGGUAACCAUCACUGCCAAAGAGGGCAAAACAUACAGGUGUAAAGUUUGCCCGCUGACCUUCUUCUCCAAGUCAGACAUGCAGAUUCACUCAAAGUCACACACAGAGGCCAAACCACACAAGUGUCCACACUGCACAAAGUCCUUCGCCAACGCCUCCUACCUGGCCCAGCAUUUACGCAUCCACCUCGGGGUGAAGCCUUAUCACUGCUCCUACUGCGAAAAAUCCUUCCGCCAACUCUCACACUUACAGCAACACACUAGAAUUCAUACAGGGGAUCGGCCUUAUAAAUGUAUCCAGCCUGGCUGUGAUAAAGCCUUCACACAGCUCUCCAAUCUGCAGUCUCAUCAGAGAUCACACAACAAAGACAAGCCAUACAAGUGUUCCCACUGUUACCGAGCGUACUCCGACUCCGCCUCCCUGCAGAUCCACCUAGCAGCUCACGCCAUCAAAAACGCCAAGGCCUACUGCUGCAGCAUGUGCGGCAGAGCGUACACUUCAGAGACGUAUCUGAUGAAGCACAUGUCUAAGCACACAGUAGUUGAGCACCUGGUGAGCCAGCAUUCUCCACCGAGGACGGACUCCCCCAGCAUCCCCAUCCGCAUCUCCCUCAUCUAAACAGCCCCUCUGUCUGACCCUGGUGCUCCGGCACGGGCGUGCGGUCAGUCCCUAACUUCGCCUAAAUCGAACCAAAUCACCUCUGCUGGGCGGUGUGCUCUUCUAACAAAUCAUUCCUUAUUUUCUCGGACACAUUCCGAACGUUACAGACUGCACUCCUAAAGCCUCUUAAAGAAGAAGGCUGAGCGCUUUUAGUGUUUUAUUUCAGUCUCUGUCUUUAACUCGAUACGAGUUGAAGGGAAGAGAGUCUAUUAGGGACAUCCAAAGACAGUUUUGCAGCACUUUCAGGCCAUGUAGUAUUGGCUUUAAAACAUUCAGUCUGUUUGGACAGUAAAGGCAUUACUCUUGGCAGCUAAAUUUUCGGACGCUAGGUGUGACACAGGCUUUUAAAGACUGUCACGUUUACACUCUAUUUUGUCCUGUUAAUAUCUAGUGAUCUUGAACCGAUGCUGAGACAGUAUGUAUUUAGAAAGCUUGGACCAAGUCCAACAAACUUUGUUAAAUUUCUUUGUUAAGUUUUGUAUUCCGUUUCCUGUUUCAGGAAAGGAAAGUCUUCAUCAGAAGGUUUUUCUUCUGGUUAGGAAGCAAACGGUCAUUGUUUUAUACCUUGUAAGGUCUUACUUAAUGUUCAGUUUUUGGACUAUUUUUUGGGUUUGUUCAUUAAAGUAAACUGUUCUUAGUCCUUCAAAACAAUGUGGUAAUUAGUGCCAAAAACCCCGGGCUACAGAACGGCAGAAGAUGCUGGUAUAUCUCAACUCUGGUGUACAUAAACAACACAUCCUCACACUGCCUCAGAUCUCUAAACAUACCCAUAUUCCCUCUAUUCACACGUUAUUUUCAGGGCUACAUUAUGAUGUACCCUCUUUAACAUGCAUACAUACAUACCUACAUCUGUUCCACAUCAGUGUCAGCUCAUUUACUGUUCACUCACAUUCUCCACGUGUACAUAUGUUUCUGUCAGUAUCUCAUGUAUUAUCAUGACUAAGUAUUAAUAAUUGUCAUUAUAUUGUUUUCUAUACAGUCAAGCCUUAACUAUUUUAUCACUAAUUGUUUAUCAUCACGUUUUAUAUCCACGUGUACCAUAUUGUUGUUCUCACUGUACUCAGUACUGUAUGGCUUUUUUAAAUCUGUAGCAUGAAUAUUCUGUAAAUAAACUAUAAAAUACUUAUGUGUUAACCCAUUUAUAUAAAAUGUCUAGUUAUUAUUACAGAUCUGUUUUUUUUUUUAUUAUUAUUUGUCUUGCAUUGUGGUACUCUUGCCUUGGCUGCUAUAUGCAAAGUCAAGAUUUAGAACGGACUUUGUAUGAAUGAGAAAAUAAAUAAAUCAGAAAAGUCU